Messenger RNA from Drosophila subobscura, 1457 nucleotides. Its product is annotated as protein telomere ends associated-like. The record is from RefSeq and is a predicted model, not a curated record. Bases 918 to 1172 code for a protein of 84 amino acids. NCBI's taxonomy places the organism in Eukaryota, Metazoa, Arthropoda, Insecta, Diptera, Drosophilidae. The transcript has 3 exons.
UGGAGACGAAAUAAUCGAAACGGUCAGCGAUUUCAAUAAGGCAAUCAAGGCAGCAACUGCAACUGAAAAAGUCCCUGAAAAAUGUCCAGCAGCCUCUAUUGUAGUUGAAGUUGCAACUGCAGAGAAACCAAACACUGUGACUAUACUAGAACAAAUAGUAUGGACCAGCAAGGUACCCGAGAGUACAACCUCUACUGCAAAGCGAGAGGCUGAAGAACCUUGUGCCACUGAUAGUCCAGGAUCCAUAACAUCUGUACCAGCACCCAAAGAAGUGCAGACAACAUCAUCUGAGGUAACAGAAAGCAGCACAGCUGAUGAAGUCAAUCCUGAGGCAUCUGCCGUUAUUACAAGUAACCAGUUUCUUCUCGAAUAAAUUGUGAGAGUCUUUGAAGCGCCAAGCGAACAGGAGCAAAAUAUGUUAUAUUUGAUCUAUAAGAGAGAAGGGCUGAUGAAAAAGAUUUGGCGGAAACUCUCCCUGCUCAACCAAGAGGAGUUCUGUACCUACACAAUCUUCUACAACGGCGAGGCUCUCUAUGAUAACGAGAGCAUGCUGCAGCGAUGUUAUCAGCAGGUUGUGGAGAACCCAUUGGCCACUCCAUUUGCACGUGAAGCUGAACCUGUUGCGCCGCCUGUUGCACAGCAAGAGAGUGGAAAUGCCCUCGCUGGAGUUGGAUCAGCUGUCGCCAAAGAUGCUGCACUGGAAAGAUCUAAUGCUGCACACAGAUUUCGAUGCAAUUGUUCAGCAGCACUACGAGGAUUGUAAUGGUAGGCAGAUCGAGGAUCGAGGAAUUGUUGUUCCACGAACGUGAGAAGUUUUAUCAGAGCUGCUGGACGCUUGAUUAAUGGAUACGCCAAGUACCGCGCAUCACGAAUGCAGCACUAAACGAGGAAAUCUUUGCUGAUGCUACACCCACACCAUGUGUUUUGUGGAAUUGGAGGAAGUGGGUCCGCUUAUGCAGAGCCAGCAGGUCAAGCAGCAGACGAUCAGGUUUCCGGACAAGAUGCGCGGCAGCUGCCUCAACAGCGAGGAGUUCCAGUGGGAGCAAAUCCAGACGGAAGACCAAGUUAUAAACUUGGCUGCCAGUCACGAGACACUGUCGAACGUGACCUGUUUUGCCAUUCCCAAAGCGACAGUGAAUCCGGCAUCGAAUGCAGAGACGCUGCUUCAGUAGUAGUACCAGAGACGCAGGAGCGCUCUACGGGCAACACUCCUCUAGCAUCCUCUCAGCGGGACGCUCUCUUGAAUUCUACGAACAUAACAAUACGCAAGGUAAAUGAAGAUGUGACUGUGACAAUUAGUGACAAGAUCAGCGGCAAGGGACCACUGCUCGUGCUGCAGAACUGCGCCAUCUUUUGCAAAGUGGAGCGAAAUAAUAAUAGAAAAACAAUUUUGAACUCAAAAAGUUCAGUUGAGUAAUUAUUUCAAAGUACACGGGGAAUAUUGUAUUGUACUUGAU